Messenger RNA from Cyprinus carpio (common carp), 4608 nucleotides. Its product is annotated as contactin-3-like. The record is from RefSeq and is a predicted model, not a curated record. The transcript has 22 exons. Gene Ontology annotation, molecular function: cell-cell adhesion mediator activity. Lineage: Eukaryota; Metazoa; Chordata; Actinopteri; Cypriniformes; Cyprinidae. Bases 505 to 3405 code for a protein of 966 amino acids. Gene Ontology annotation, biological process: cell-cell adhesion; brain development.
GCUCCAGUCUUUCUGCUGAUUUGCUGGACCCAGCGCUGGCUGGACACGCUGAAUGUAAAUCUGGCCGCAAACAACGUCUCUCUCUUUCUCUGUAUGGCUGUGAAUUCAGCGAGGUGAGCUUGGCACAGGAGAGGGACUGUCUGGGCUUGCGCGCAGUUUGCAGACAGAUUUGCGAGGGAGCCGUGCUGGAAUAUAUUCAGGGGUGAAGAACCGAAGGAGAAAGGGCGAAACCCUCCUACAGCCUGCGCUUUCUCCUCUCUCUUUCUCUCUGUCUCUAUCUCUGGACGCAAAGACUUGGGCGAAAUGGUUUUUCCGAAAUCUCAGUGACUGCGAUGUCAGCACCUCUCAUCUACCGCUUGUGGAGCACAGACUGAAGAAUUAGCUACACGUACUGAGAGAAGAAGAAAAAAAACACGUUAGUCGGGUCAGGUGGUUUUCGAGAGAGAGCAGCCGUUCAUUCACGGCGCACUGGAUUCAAGUAACACUCGCCCCUGGCAGCUGAAGAUGACGUUACUAUGGAAACAGUUUUUGCUGCUAUCAAUCAUGGAGUAUCUUGCAGAGUGUGUGGAUUAUAAGUCUUUCAAUGGGCCGAAAUGGCGAAUGGAGCCCAGUGAUCUGACAGUGGACUCACUGGAGGAAGAGGCUACACUGGCCUGUGACGCAAAGGGCAUUCCUUCCCCUCAGUACAGGUGGUCUCUGAAUGGCACAUUGAUUAAUCUCAGUACUGAUUCCCGUCGGCGGCUAUCUGGGGGAAAUUUGGUCAUUAGGAGUCUGGACCGAGCCCAGGAUGGAGGAAUAUACCAGUGCACUGCCUUCAACCCACAGGGAGCAAUUCUUAGCAGAAGAGCGAGCCUCCAGUUUGCAUACUUGAAUUUAAAAACUCAAACGAGAAGUGCUGUCUCUGUGCGAGAAGGCCAGGGGGUCGUUUUACUUUGUGGUACACCAUCAUAUGCAGGAGAUCUCUCAUUUGCAUGGGUCUUUAAUGAGUACCCUUACUUUGUUCAGCAAGACAAUCGUCGCUUUGUCUCUCAGGAGACAGGAAACCUUUACAUCGCCAAAGUCGAGCCCUCAGAUGUGGGUAACUACACGUGCGUGGUGGUAAACCGCAUCACUAAAGGCAAAGUCCUCAGCUCCCCGACCCCUCUGGUACUACGAACUGAUGGCAUAAUGGGUGAAUAUGAGCCGAAAAUAGAGGUCCAUUUCUCUGACAUGGUUCCAGCUGCAAAGGGAUCAGUUGUGACACUGGAGUGUUUUGCUUUGGGGAACCCAGUUCCAGAGAUAACGUGGAGGAGAGCGAAUGGAGUGCCGUUUCCCAGCAAGGUGAAGAUGAAGAACUCAAACGUCGUUCUGGAGAUUCCCAGUUUCCAGCAGGAGGACGCCGGAGGCUAUGAAUGUGUGGCUGAGAACAAGAUGGGAAAGAACACAGUGCAAGGACGACUGUCUUUCCAUGCAAAGCCUCAGUGGGUUCAGACGAUGCGAGACAAUGCUUUGUCAAUCGAAGAGAGAUUGUUCUGGGAGUGUAAAGCUAAUGGGAAGCCCAAGCCCUCAUACAGCUGGCUGAAGAAUGGAGAACUUCUGGCAGCCGAGGACAGGAUCCAGAUAGAGAACGGAGCCCUGACAAUCAGCUCCGUAAACCUCUCAGAUGCUGGCAUGUAUCAGUGUGUCGCUGAAAACAAACACGGAAUCAUUUAUUUUAGCGCUGAAUUGGUGGUGUUAGCCUCGCCCCCAGACUUUUCCAGAAGCCCUCUCAGAGCUCUGCUUAAAGCCAAGACGGGCAGCACAGUCAUCAUGGAGUGCAGGCCACAGGCUUUUCCCACAGCCAUCAGCAUGUGGAGGAAAGGCAACGAACCGGUGCAGAGCUCAGAGAGGAUAACUUUACUCCCUGAUGGAACACUUAGAAUUACAAAUGUGACCAAGAUGGACGGGGGAAACUACGCUUGCUUGGCUAGAAACCAGUUUGGUGCGGCCAGCACUACAGGAAGACUGCUGGUCACAGAUCCCACACAAAUCAUCCAGGGUCCAGUGGACAUGGAGAUCAUUGUUGGGGAGAGCAUCGUUCUGCCUUGCCAGAUCUCCUGUGACCCUGCUCUGGAUGUUUCAUUCUCCUGGGCCUUCAAUGGGCAGCUCCUCAGUAAUCUAGACCAACAUUAUGAGCAUGUGGGUGGGAGUACAUCUGGUGAUUUGAUGAUACGGAAUAUACAGCUGAAACACGCCGGAAAGUACGUCUGUGUGGUUGACACGGAUGUCGAGAGUUUAUCAGCGGCGGCUAUUUUAAUCGUGAAAGGUCCCCCAGGAGCUCCAGAUGGUGUAACGGUGGAGGAGAUCACAGACAGCACAGCUCAGCUUUCUUGGAGGCCCGGCCAGGAUAACGGCAGCCCCAUCACAAGCUAUAUCAUUCAGGCCAAGACAGCUUUCACAGUGGGCUGGCAAGCGGUGAACACGGUCCCGGAGGUGAUUGAUGGGAACACCUUGACGGCAACGGUGGUGGAUCUGAAUGCAUGGGUGGAGUAUGAGUUCAGAGUGCUGGCCAGAAACAGCGUCGGCGUGGGGGAACCGAGUCCCGCUUCUCUUAAAACAAGAACUGAAGAUGCAGUUCCUGACACGGCCCCCACCGAUGUCGGAGGUGGGGGUGGCUCCAAGUCAGAGCUAGUAAUAAUAUGGGAGCCUGUGCCUGAAGACCUGCAAAAUGGAGAUGGUUUCGGCUACAUCAUUGCUUUCAGGCCGCUGGGGGAGGUCAACUGGACGCACGCCGUCACCUCCAUACCAUCGCAGUCCCGUUAUGUGUACCGGAACGAGAGCAUCCCGCCCUUUUCUCCAUUUAGCGUCAAAGUGGGUGCCUACAACACCAAAGGCCAGGGACCGUUCAGCCCUGUUACCAUUGUGUUCUCGGCCGAGAAUGAGCCCAGUGGCGUUCCAGACGGCAUGUGGGCCAGAAGCAUUUCUGCCACUGAAAUUGAAGUGAGCUGGCACAUUCUCAGCGCUUCCCCAGAAAGAGUGUUGGGCUAUGAGGUGGUGUACUGGGAGGACGAUACAAAACCAGAGACCAUGGGCAAAGUCAGAGUGUCUGCCAAUCAGAACAAGGUUAACAUCAGCGGUCUGAGAGGAUACACUCAGUAUUUCCUGACAGUGAGCGCUUUCAACACAGCAGGAACUGGCCCUCUUUCUCCCAUCAUCAAUGUGACCACCAAGAAGUCCCCACCCGGGCAGCCACCUUUGAACGUGGAGUGGAAUCUGAUUGGCUCUAAGCUCACUGUUCAUUGGGAACCUGUCAUUUCUCUGGAGAUGGAGUCAGAUGUUACUGGUUAUCAGGUAAGUGCUUCCCAGCAAUGUAAACCUCAAAGCCAAACUGUAAGGCAUUAUUUUCAUAUAAUCAUAUUAGCUUGUUCUAUUCCAGUGAGCAUUUAGGAAACAACUACAUUAAAGUGCUUAUAUUAUUUCUCUUGUUCGAUGAUUACCCACCUUAGUGGUAACGGAAAUUAAAAAUAAAACUAAUUUAUACUGCAGAUCUACAAAAUAUGUGCUGUACAGUAUAGCUAAAACACCAGGUGUGCUAAUAAACACUACAGUUCCCCACAGUGUGUGAUAAUUUGAUUUUACUUCAUUUAUCGACUAAAAUAGCUUGUGCUGAAUAAAUCUAAGUGGAUGUUAGCACCUCUCUCAUUUGUUCUCUCAGUGUCAUACAGAAGGAACCGGCAUAAAGAAAUUAACACAAUAACAACAAAUCUGACCUCAGUGGAGCUCACACUACCUGCAGAUGAUGAUUACAUCAUUCAGAUACGAGCACUGAGUGACGGAGGAGAAGGGAUGCCAACCGAACCCAUCAACAUACAUAAACUUAGUAUGAGUGUACGAGGGUCCAGAGCCUGGCGACCCAACACCAUCCCAGUCUCCUUGCUUUCUAUCAUCGCAUUAUCAACACUGCGACCGGCUUUGUGUUAACGGUCCGAAGGAUCGAACAUCCUCUGACCGCUUUGAUUGCCUGCACUCUUCCUCGCUGUGGAAUCGUUGGAGAGGUGCACCAAAACACUUUUGAAGAGAUAUUAUCGAUCUAUCUCUCCAUAGUUAUCUGAGGCAAUGCCCGGUGAGGCCUUCAAGAAGCGUAACGGGAAAACGUCAGCGUCACGGUGGUCAGAUUUCAUGUGCAUGUGUUAUGUACUGUGUAUCAUUGUGUCCUUGCAAGUGAUCCGAGACCCUAACAAGGUUUCAACUGAAGGUUUUUCAAGCAUAUUGGUGUAUGAGGAGGGAUGAGUCAUGUUACUGCACUAAGAUUUCAUCUUCUCAUUCAUCCGUCGGAACAAAUGCCUUACUUCCAUGUACAUGCCAAAGUAGUUCACAUCCUUUUACUUCUUCCCAAGCUACUGUUUGUUAAACUUAUAAUUGUUUGGUAGUUAUCACAUCAUUAAUUGAAGGAUUAGUUCACCCAAAAAUCAUUUACACACCCUCAGGUUGUUGUCAUGUGACUUUAUUGAGUGCGAUUUUAAAGAAUGUUCCCAUGCAAUUACAAUGAAUGGGGAGAGAGAGAGAGAGGCCUUUUAAAGUUAUAGUUCACUCAAAAAUUAAAAUUCACUUACACUCGGGUCAUCCAAGAUCUAGAUGAGUUUGUUUCUU